AUGGAAAUCCUGAUUCAACCACAACCACAAAAUGUGCAGCAUUUAAUGCCAAAUAAAUCGACUGAAGAGCCUAUUAUAAGUAUUCAACUUUCAGAAGAGCCAAUACAACUAAAUUUGACCCCUUUAUUAAGUCCCGUGACUCCUCCACUAAAUUCCAACGAGACUCUUCCAUUAAGUUCUAAAGUGACUUCUCCAUUAAAUUCCAAUGUGACACCUCCAUUAAGUUCUAAUGUGACAACUCCACUAAGUUCCAAUGUGACAACUCCAUUAAAUUCCAAUGUGACAACUCCAUUAAAUUUUGAAAAUUCUAUAUCCGAAAAAUCAGAUUCAAUUAUUAGUAGAGCUAAACUUCAUGAAUCGGUUAAAUCAUCAAAAAACUAUGGACCAUAUUUUCGAGGUGAUUUACGCUUAUCGAAAAAUUUUAAAGAUGAUUGUGAAUGUCAAUGUUAUCACUGGUAUUACGACAAACCAAUCAGAAAAACUAGUGAAUAUUUUUCAGUAGAAGAAUUCGAAGUAUAUCAAGUUUUAGGCGGUUCAAGUGCAAAAGUUAAAGAAGCGCU
Molecule: messenger RNA, 560 nt
Organism: Dentiscutata heterogama
Lineage: Eukaryota; Fungi; Glomeromycota; Glomeromycetes; Diversisporales; Gigasporaceae
Source: the annotation of a GenBank genome assembly